AUGAUGAUGCUAAUGGAAUCGUUGGAAAAAGAGGUUUUGUUUGGAAGACAGCAACAAGAAAUUAACAUGGUAAUUGGGUUGAUGAGAUACAAGGGUGAAAUGAACGAGCCAAAUGCAGCCAAUGCAGGAGGCUUUGUUCUUGGAAUGCCAGUUGUCUAUAUCGUAUACAUGGGAUACAAGCCAAAGGCAGAUGCUUCCAUCACAUUAACCCAUCACUCCAUGCUACAGACCGUUCUUGGAAGUGCCCAAUCUGCAAAAGAGUCACUAAUUUACAGUUACACGAGGAGCUUUAACGGGUUUGCGGCGGAGCUAUCCGAAGAAGAAGCUGCAAGAUUUGCAGAUAUGGAAGGAGUGGUCUCAGUUAUCCCCAGUACCAUACUCCAGCUCCACACGACAAGAUCAUGGGACUUCGUGGGAUUGACUCAGUCCCAUGUUGGUGAUUCUCAGGGGAGUGAUGUGAUUGUGGGGCUUCUAGACACAGUUGUACCUGAAAUUUGUCGGAUAAUGCAGGGAUUUGGCCGGAAUCAGAGAGCUUCAGCGACAAAGGAUAUGGCAAACUUUCCCAGCAAAGUCAUUGGAGCAAGGUACUACCACAGUUGGAGAACAUACUACGAUGGAGAAAUCAAAUCGCCCAGGGACUCAGAUGGACAUGGAACUCACACUGCUUCAACCGCGGCAGGUAGAGAGGUGGCCGGAGCAAGCUACUAUGGCCUGGCGGAAGGACUUGCACGGGGAGGUUUUCCGAGGAUUGCAGUGUACAAAGUUUGUUGGGAGCUUGGAUGUGAUUCUGCAGAUAUCCUUGCGGCUUUUGAUGAUGCAAUUGCAGACGGAGUUGAUAUCAUAUCAAUCUCCCUGGGAUCACUUUUCCCUGUCCCACAUUUUCAAGACACAAUCGCAAUUGGAUCUUUCCAUGCCAUGAAAAACGGAAUAUUAACUUCAAAUUCAGCAGGGAACUAUGGGCCAUGGAAGGGAUGGGUCUCUAACUAUUCACCUUGGUCCUUAACCGUUGGCGCAAGCACCAUAGACAGGAAGUUUGUGUCGCAACUCGUUCUUGGCAAUGGACAAAUAUUUACUGGUGUCGUCAUCAAUAGCUUCAACCUCAAUGAAUCCACGUAUCCCUUGAUUUGGGGAGGAGAUGCAGCUAACUUUUCAGCAUACAGCAUUCCCUUAGCCUCAAGAGACUGUCUCCCGGGCGAUCUGGAUUCACGAAAAAUCAAGGGAAAAAUUGUCCUUUGCGAAUUCCUCUGGGAUGGUUCUGGUGUGAUGAUGGCAGGAGGAUUGGGCAUCAUAAUGCCUCAAGGUUAUUUUGAUGACGUUGCCUUCUCCUUCCCAUUGCCAACAACACUCCUUUCAGAUCAAGACAUUGCUAAAGUAUUGGAGUACAUCAAAUAUACAGACAAUCCAUAUGCCACUAUCCGAGUGGGUGAGACAUGGAAUGACACGAUGGCACCUACUGUGGCUUCAUUUUCAUCUAGGGGUCCCAACCCCAUCACCCCUGACAUCCUGAAGCCUGAUCUCACUGCACCUGGUGUUGAUAUUCUUGCCGCCUGGUCUCCUCUUGUACCCCCUUCAGAACUCAGUGAUGACACCAGGAGUGUCCCAUACAACAUAGUCUCCGGAACAUCCAUGUCUUGCCCACAUGCUAGUGGAGCCGCAGCUUAUGUGAAGUCCAUCCACCCAAGUUGGUCUCCUGCUGCCAUUAAAUCUGCGCUCAUGACCACAGCUACUGUGAUUGAUCCAAGGAAGCACAACGAAAAAGAAUUUGCUUACGGGUCAGGCAACCUUAACCCUGUGAUGGCCAUAAACCCAGGGCUAGUCUUUGAUGCAUCUGAGGCAGAUUACAUCAACUUCCUCUGCAAGCAGGGCUACAACACAACCACACUACGACUUGUUACAGGAGAUGACAGUGUUUGUAAAAGCACCAAAGCUGGAAGGGCAUGGGACCUCAACUACCCCUCAUUUUCACUUGCGAUAGAAGAUGGCAAUAAGAUAUUUGGAAUUUUCACAAGGACAGUCACCAAUGUUGGAUCACCAAAUUCAACCUAUUAUGCCAGCAUCUCCAUACCUGCUCCGCUUCAGGUCAAGAUUGAACCAGCAGUACUCUCAUUCUCUAGCAUGGGGGAGAAGAAAUCCUUCACAGUUGAGGUGAGUGGUCCAGAGAUAAUUCAGGAGCCAAUUAUAUCAGGUUCUAUCACUUGGAAGGAUGGUCUCAACCAAGUUCGGACACCACUCGUGAUCUAUACAUUCCUUCCAUCAAAAAUUUCUUCAUAUGCCGUACGUUCUGAAAGGGCAGAGAAACCAACUCUGAGAGAGAACAACAACUAUCGCAUGAACAAAGCUUUGGGACAAAGGUAUAGCCUCCACUAAAAAGCAGCCUGAGUAUACACUACUUGACAGAAAUGGCAAAGCCACAGUUGGUCAGACUCUAAAGUCUCCAACUAAACUCAAAGCCCCUGAGGGCAUAAAAAAUCAUAACUGAUGUCAAAAUUUCCAUUCAGAAUAAGCACAUGCUGUUUUCCUCUCUAGAA
Messenger RNA from Diospyros lotus (date-plum), 2528 nucleotides. Its product is annotated as cucumisin-like. Gene Ontology annotation, molecular function: serine-type endopeptidase activity. Lineage: Eukaryota; Viridiplantae; Streptophyta; Magnoliopsida; Ericales; Ebenaceae. The record is from RefSeq and is a predicted model, not a curated record. Gene Ontology annotation, biological process: proteolysis.